AUGAGUAACACAAUUCAAGUGUAUGGGUACCCCACUUUAGAAUCAGCAGAUGUAAUCAAAAUAUCUCUAGAAAACUACACAGGCCUUGGGACUAUUCAUGCACUAGAGGUUAAAAAAUCAAAUCGAGGGUCAAGAUCAUAUGCAAAAGUACAAUUCACAACAAGAGAAAGAGUUGAAUAUGUUCUAGAUCUUGCUAAUCAUAAGCGUUUGAGAUUUGGUACAACGUAUUUAAAGGCUUAUGUAAUGGAUCGUGACAUAGUUCAAAGGCCCAAACAAUUUGCAUUUGAGAUGGAAGGUGCUACUCUUUAUUUUGGUUGCCAAGUGUCAAAGGAGAUUUUGUAUGUGUUAUGUAGGAUGCAAAAUACCUCAGUGAAGUUUGGAUUUGGAUUAAGAAGGUUAUACUUUGUUAUUUCAUAUUCUACUACUUGUUACAAGUUGCAACUCUCUUAUGAGAAUAUUUGCCAAGUUCAACUACAUCGUUCACAUGGCAAUACUACAAAAUUUGUUGUUAUUCAGCUUUAUGGUGCUCCUAGAAUAUUUCAAAAAGCUGAAGAAGACAUUCAUAACUAUUAUAGUGACAUUCCUGAUGAUCAGUGGAUUAGGGCGACUGAUUUUACUCCAUAUUCUUCAAUCGGGCAAUCUUCUCAUUUAUGUUUGGAACUUCCACAUGGUGUUGAGGUCCCUAAUCUUUCUCGUUAUUUCCCAUAUUAUGAAGAAAAUAAUCGUCAAUUCAAGUUAAUGAAAGGCCAUAGUUUCUCCAAAAACUUGGAUCUAGUCCCAAUAGUGGGUCCCACUUUUUAUCUCCCAUACAAUAUAGUGUUCAAGAUUUGUGCAUUGGUUCAACAUGGUUGCAUCCCGGGCCCACUACUUGAUUCUAGUUUCUUUGAGUUAUUGGACCCACAAAGAAGACACAUGGGCUCUAUAGAAUAUGUUCUUGAAAAACUCUACUAUGUUAAAGAUUGUUGUUAUGAUCCUGUAAGGUGGAUAAAAGAUGAAUACAAAAACAAUAAUAGGCUACGAUCAUUCCCCGCUAUAUCACUUGAUUCUGAUCUUGUGUAUGUGAGAAGGGUUCAAAUUACACCAUCAAAAGUUUAUUUUUGUGGGCCAGAAGUCAAUGUGUCUAAUCGUGUUCUACGCCAUUUUGCACAAUAUGUCGAUAAUUUUAUUCGUGUGUCGUUUCUUGAUUAA
This is a messenger RNA of Lactuca saligna, 1188 nucleotides long. The record is from the annotation of a GenBank genome assembly. Lineage: Eukaryota; Viridiplantae; Streptophyta; Magnoliopsida; Asterales; Asteraceae.